Molecule: messenger RNA, 2880 nt
Organism: Humulus lupulus (European hop)
Lineage: Eukaryota; Viridiplantae; Streptophyta; Magnoliopsida; Rosales; Cannabaceae
Exons: 10
Coding region: 330-2558 (742 amino acids)
Source: RefSeq, a predicted model, not a curated record
CAUUGGCUUCGAGAACCUCGUGUGUAUCUCCCCGUCCCAAAACUCCGACAUGUAUCGCCUGUGAAAAACUCCCAAAUCGGACCAAAUUUAUGUACACUUUCAAGAACUUGCCAUAAUUUAAUCGUUAUUGCUUUUUCUGCUAUAACUAUCUCUACUUCUAUCUGAGGUUUUUUAACUUAUACCUCUCUGUUACUCUCUCUCACAUUCGAACCUCUGCGUUAGCUUCAGAUCAUAUUCCGAACUUUAGCUUAAUGAUAUGGAUGCCUUGUUAAUCAGGCCAUGUCAUAACUAAACUCCCCUACAAACUGUGAUUUAAUAAUUGUUAAGUUAUGGCUCGGAAAGGUAAUCAGCAGAAGAAUGGCCUCGAUUGCCAUUCAUCAAACCAUAAAAGAAGGUCUUCAGAUAUAGGGUCUGCAGAACCAGAUGUAAAAGGUCAUGCAAAAGAAAGUGACUUGAAGGUGUUUCCUGGAGAGGAACUCCCAGAUGGUAACCAUCCAAACAGUCCUUUGGCAAGGAGCACGAGCAAAACUCAUAAUGCUGGAGGCGAGCAUAAAAGCAAGAAAAAAGCUAAUAAGCAAACGAAGAAAGAAAAGCAAGCCGUGAAUGGAACAGACAGUGUGGAGCUGCCAAAGCCGUUACGAAAUGAUCCAGAAGACCGCAGUGGCAAUAUGGAAGGUCCAAGUGUUGCAGAGGAAAAUGUAUCAAUACCUAGGGCCAAUCAUGUUAAAAGAAAUAGAAAGGGCAGGACAUCCUACUCAUUGAAUGGACUACGUAUCCAAAAUGCACUGGAAAAUAUGGAGCUCCCAGAUAAUGUGGUCGUAAGAAAGUUGAGGGCAUUGGCAUUAUCCACCAUAAAGGCAACCAAUGAAUGGCUGGAGAGACAGAGACCCUUGUUUACGACACUAAAAAAUAAAGUACAGAAGGCUAAUGAUUAUGCCAAAAUGAAGAUUAUGCAGGCAUAUCCUGUUGUGUUGAAAUGGCUAAUGCAUUUCGGGAGUAUAAUGCUUUUGAUAUUAAUGGUUUGGUUAGACUGUGCUAUUAGGGGCAUGGAUUCUUUUAUACGCUUGGGGACGACAUCUUUCUUUUCAGUUAUAUGGUGCAGCAUUUUUUCUCUGAUUGCUAUGGUUGGAAUAUUCAAGUUCCUUGUUGUUUUGACCUUAGCUGCUUUAAUUGGACUUUUUGUUGGUUUUACUCUUGGAAUUCUGGUGGCUGCCAUUUCUGGAGCUAUUUUCUUGUGGCUCUAUGGAAGCUUUUGGACAACAGUGCUUGUUAUCUUCCUUGGAGGUUUGGCAUUUGCUCUCAGCCGUGAACGUGCUGCACUGUUUAUCAGCACUGUAUACUCUGUGUAUUGUGCUUGGACAUAUGUCGGAUGGCUUGGUUUACUUGUCGCUUUAAAUCUGGCUUUUAUCUCGAGUGAUAUUCUGAUAUACUUCCUAAAGAAUAAUAUAAAUCAGAAUAGAAGUCCUGAAGGAUCCACUGAACAAACACCUGGGAUGCAAGGUCAACAAGGGUUCUUCAACAGUGAUCAGACGCAUUCUUCAGCCUUUGAAACUGGUCCAGGAUUUUCUACUGAUCGUAGCCCUGGAGCACCUUCAACCAGUGGAGUGGAUUCCGAGUCAACUUCUGAGGAUGAAGUUGUGCGGUUGUUAAACUGUACUGAUCUCUAUUCAGUGUUGGGCUUGUCACGGUACGAAAAUGUGGAUGAUUCUUUACUGAAGAGGGAAUAUAGGAAAAAGGCAAUGCUGGUCCAUCCUGAUAAAAAUAUGGGAAAUGAAAAGGCUGUGGAAGCUUUUAAGAAACUUCAGAACGCAUAUGAGGUUUUGCUCGAUUCAGUGAAGCGAAAAACAUAUGAUGAUGAAUUAAGACGAGAGGAGCUACUGGACAUUUUCCGCAGGUUCCAAAGUACAUCACAAAAGAAUGGAGGGCAUGGCUUAUUUGCUUCUGGAUUGGCACGCUCAGAUGCUGAUGGUGAGGAUCCGUUUGGAGAAUCAAGGAGAAUAGCCUGCAAGAAGUGCAACAACUUUCAUCUUUGGGUACUCACUAGGAAAUCAAAAUCUCAAGCAAGAUGGUGCCAGGAUUGUAAAGAUUUUCAUCCAGCAAGGGAUGGUGAUGGAUGGGUAGAACAAUCUUCCCAACCCUUAAUUUUUGGAUUGUUACAAAAGGUAGAUGCUCCUGUUGCAUUUGUUUGUGCGGAUAGCAAGGUAUACAAUGCUACAGAAUGGUAUAUCUGUCAGGGAAUGAGAUGUCCGGCCAACACUCACAAGCCUAGUUUUCAUGUGAACACUAGUUUAACCACCAAGCAUAAUGUUGGAAAGGGAUCCAGUUCAGGACAAAAAGGCGGUAAAAUGCCGACGACCAAUGUGGAAGACUGCAGGACAGAGGAAGAAUUCUUUGAAUGGCUUCAGAACGCGGUGCAAUCAGGCAUGUUUGAGAACAUGAACGGCGGCAAUGCCACCAACGAUAGCCCAUCUUCCAAACCUGGAAACAACAGCGCAAAGAGCGGCGGCAGCAAUAAUAACAGUAGCAACAAGAAAAAGAAGAAGGGAAAGAAGUGGUAAAGUGCCCCACAAUUGGGUUGGAGCAGUGUCUGACUCUGUGAGCAUUAGAGUAUAUAAAGUUUUACAAUGGCCAAUUGUGUUUUCCAAAAAGGAAAGUCUGUAUGAGUAAAGUUCUCAAUUGUAUAUGCUGGCAUGACUGGAAUCCCUUCUAGCUUGCAUAUCGCAGAGUUUGUACAGUGUUUCGUUUUCUUUUCCGGCAUCAUUUUCUUGUUUCAGAAAUUUUCCUCAUUCUCCUCCAUAUCUACAUGGACUAUAUAUAUAUUUAUAUACUUGUACUCUUAUGUCACUGCUUGCUUAAAUGAAUGGCAGUAAUUUUUCAUCC